AAGCGGCUCGUAUAAAGCGGCCCCGGGCCGCGGCGGCAGCACACUCGACGCGAUGGUCCACUACAGCAGUCUGGUGGCCUUGUGCCUUCUGGCCCUGGUGGCCGCGGCGGCAGCGCAGGGCGGCAGCGGAGGCUACGACAAACAGCCGGACGGCUACUUCCAGUACGUCAACGUGCCCGGUCACAAGGAGUACGAGUUCGGCUGGAAUCGUGGCAACCCGCACCACUACAUCAGCCGCUACGAGCAGGCCAAGGACCACCGCUUCCGUACCCGGGUUAAGUGGGGUGACCAGAAGGGAGGCUACGGCGAACACUACUACGAGUACAACCACGGACCGAAGGGCUACGGCAAGGAGGAGAAGGGCUACAAGGCGCCGCAGCCCGCCUACUCGCCGCCGUCUUACCAGCCUCCGGCACCAAGCUAUUCGUGAACGCGAUGACCUUUUCAACCACUUCGGCCGACUGCAAUAUAGAUGGCGCUGCCGAUACCCGACGCCUCCCAACGCUCCAUGGGCUGCACGUUGCGUGUGCGAGCCAGUCGGUCGACGCUCCUAGCGGACGACUUUUCACGGCGUCGUUUGCAUGGAGCCCUCAGCUAUUUCACGCUUCACUCCAUUAAUGUGAAAGAAACCAACGAAAGAGAGCCUCUAGUCGUUCCUUGAGUGGUCCGUUUCGAUGCAGAUCUAUUAACGUGCGCAUCUCAGAGCAGCUUGUUAUUUGUUUAUGCUGUAUAUAUGGGCUUGUGAAAAUAUAAAUCAGUGUCUCAAAA
This is a messenger RNA of Pollicipes pollicipes, 768 nucleotides long. RefSeq lists its product as uncharacterized. The record is from RefSeq and is a predicted model, not a curated record. Lineage: Eukaryota; Metazoa; Arthropoda; Thecostraca; Pollicipedomorpha; Pollicipedidae. The transcript has 3 exons. Bases 53 to 430 code for a protein of 125 amino acids.